CACGCUCUCAUGGCAUUUUUGGGCCUCAUCAAUUACUGUCGUCAAUGGAUCCCUGACUGUUCAAUCUAUGACAAGUGUUUGCGUUCAGCUAUAAGUCACUCAGAUCCUUUGACUCAGCCCCUGGUCUGGACUGAGGACAUGCUAACGGCCUUCAAGGCUCUGAAGCAAGCUUUGUGCUCCGCCCCUGCUCUCGGGCUGCCGAACUAUCGUUUGCCGUUUCACCUGUAUGUGUGCAAUCAGAAGGGGACCGCCUCUGGGGUGCUGGCUCAGGAGCACGGGGGGGGCAUGCGACCUUGCGCGUUUCUGUCUAAAACUCUUGACGCUGUGGCACAAGGGCUUCCUGGCUGUCUUAGGGCUGUUGCUGCGUGUGCUCUCAUGGUCACGGACGCUGAAAAACUUGUUUUGUCGCAUCCGCUCAUUUUACACACUUCACAUGACGUCGUGUACAUUCUGCGGAAUCUUAGCACUCAGCAUUUGUCUGCUCAGCGUCGCUCUGGCUAUGAGUUUAUUCUUUUGGCCACAGAGCAUCUCACUGUUAAGCCCUCCUCGUCGUUUGAUUCUGUCGCCCACGCUCUUCAGCGUCUUCUUAACUCACAGGAUGACGAUGUUGCGUUUGACUCACAUGACUGUCUUUCUAAUAUCGUUUUUGAGACUAGCAUCCGCCCAGACUUACACUCCACCCCUCUUUCCACAGGCGAUUCUCUUUUUGUAGAUGGUUCCUGUUCCCGCCCUGCGGAUGGUGUGUUCCUGUGUGGUUACUCUGUUUGUCGCCUCCCUGAUGAAAUUGUUGAAGCUCAUUCUUUGCCUUUUUCUUCUGCUCAGGCUGCGGAGCUCUAUGCUUUGACUCGCGCGUGUAUUUUGGCUCAAGACACAGACAUUACUAUUUACACCGACUCACGCUACGCUUUCGGCGUGGCGCACGACUUCGGCCGCAUUUGGGCGUCUCGGGGGUUUACGACAGCCGACGAAAGUUGCUGUGACAAUAGCUGACGGCCUUUUCAGGGAUCCCCUUCCAGCAUCUGGAGCAAUCCAGUUUCGGCUGAUCUACAAAGAGGGGAUGGUUGGUGAGUCUUGCAAAGUUCUGGGCUGAAGAGUCUGAAAUGCACGGGAGCCUGUGACAUUUUUCGCCGUCUGCACCCUGUGAGCAUUAGAGAACAAAGUCAGUGACCAGUAUGACUUUCUUCAUCAUCGUGCUGAUCUCAACGCUUGGGGCAGGGUUACCCGCACAAGCAAUACACCGGGACCCAAGGGAUAACGAGUUUUAGAAAUAUGUAAACUUCACUGUAAAAACAUCAAUGAAUAUGAGUAAACCCUGUUAUGUGUGUUCUUUGUUACCCCAUGACAGCAGCGAUCCUUUUCCGGUCCGAAUAGCCCCGUCUAACUACUCUGAGGUUAAUAUGAUGAUCUCGCACACAGGUUAUGUCCCUGUGUCGGCCAAGACUGGGGUGUGAAUAAUACUCUGGGCUUGCGUCAGAGUAUUAAAGAGGGGAUUGUAAGAAUAUAAUCCUGAAUACUCCUAAACCUACUCUUGUAAAUGCGCGGCCCAAGGGUGACUGUCGUUUAGUGUAGCAGUUUAGGGUUUACUUUAGGCCAGCUACAAUACAGUACGUGCUGCUCUGUACAUUUUGCAUUUCCACAUGUUCUGUUCCCGUUUCAUAUCUUGAUUUUGUCUAUGUUUUUGUGUGAAACAUUCUGUUGAACUGUGCAUAACUCUUGUGUGACCUUGAUACUGAGUGUGCAAAGCACAUUCCGUAACUUUCCACUGCUGAUACUCCCUACGCAGAGUAUAUAAAGCCCC
Molecule: messenger RNA, 1798 nt
Organism: Neoarius graeffei (lesser salmon catfish)
Lineage: Eukaryota; Metazoa; Chordata; Actinopteri; Siluriformes; Ariidae
Product: protein NYNRIN-like
Exons: 2
Coding region: 10-990 (326 amino acids)
Molecular function (GO): nucleic acid binding; RNA-DNA hybrid ribonuclease activity
Source: RefSeq, a predicted model, not a curated record